Messenger RNA from Capsella rubella, 2261 nucleotides. RefSeq names its product protein CYPRO4. Bases 166 to 2106 code for a protein of 646 amino acids. Gene Ontology annotation, molecular function: protein binding. The transcript is spliced from 2 exons. NCBI's taxonomy places the organism in Eukaryota, Viridiplantae, Streptophyta, Magnoliopsida, Brassicales, Brassicaceae. The record is from RefSeq and is a predicted model, not a curated record. Gene Ontology annotation, cellular component: cytoplasm; nucleus.
CCCAAAAAUCCCUAACUUCUUCCCCUACGUUCUCUCAUUUUCUCAGUGAAAGUUUCCAAUUUCGUCUCGCUUCUCUCCUGAAACUUCGGUAACUAUCAGAGAUUCGAUCCGACUGCGAGAAUCAGAUUUUUUCAAAUUCGUCUCCAUUUCGGUUCGAUCGAAUUCAUGGGUACUUCUCAGAGUCGGGAAGAUCGGAUCUCUGAAUCGGAUACGGAUUCCGAUUCCGAGUACUAUGAAGAAGAAGAAGAUGAGGAUCAGUACGAUGACGCCAAGAAGAAGCAAGGAUCAUCUUCUGUUUCUGGUCCUUCUUCUUCCGGACCAUCUGAUUCGUCGUCACUCGAUAUUGAGCAGAAGCUGAAAGCCUUAAAGCUGAAAUACCCAUCUUCUUCUUCUUCUUCCGUAACGCCUAAGAUGAAGAACGCUGUUAAGCUUUACCGCCAUAUCGGUGGGAACACACCCAAAGCGAAAUGGAUCAUUACUGAUAAAAUGACAUCUUACAAGUUCGUUAAGACUUCGACUCCGGACGGAGAGGAUAUCGAUGAUUACGAUGAUUGUGAAGAAUCGGGUGAAGGAGGUGAGUCCUUUUGGUUUCUGGGUGUUGGUUCUAAGGUGAAAGCUAGGGUUUCUACGGAUAUGCAGUUGAAAAUGUUUGGGGAUCAACGUAGGGUUGAUUUUGUGAGUAAUGGUGUUUGGGCUUUGAAGUUCUUAACGGAUGAGGAUUAUAGGAAGUUUGUUACUAGGUUCCAAGACUAUCUGUUUGAGAAUGUGUAUAAGAUCAAGGCAAGUGAGGAGAGCAGGAUUAAAGUGUAUGGGAAAGAUUUCAUUGGUUGGGCCAAUCCUGAGGCUGCUGAUGAUUCUAUGUGGGAGGAUGCUGAAGCUCCACCUGACGAAGAGGAAUCUGAGGCGAAGCAAAAUAGGGAUUUGACUGAAGAAUUCGAAGAGGUGGCUAAUGGUGGAGUGCAGAGUUUGACUUUGGGAGCGUUGGAUAAUUCCUUCUUGGUGAAUGAUUAUGGGGUUCAGGUUUAUAGGAAUAUGGAGCGCGGGAUUCAUGGGAAAGGUGUGUGCGUUAAAUUUGAUGCUGGAAACUCCAAGUUUGGAUCGGGUUCAAGCCAGACAACACCAAACAAGGCUCUUUUGAUGAGGGCAGAGACUAAUAUGAUGCUGAUGAGUCCUGCUAAACAAGGGAAACCAAACACGACUGGUGUUAAGCAGCUUGACAUAGAAUCUGGGAAGAUUGUGUCAGAAUGGAAAUUCGAGAAAGAUGGGACUGAAAUUACGAUGAGAGACAUAACAAAUGAUACCAAAGGGUCGCAGCUGGAUCCAUCAGAGUCUACCUUCUUGGGAUUGGAUGACAAUAGGCUGUGUCAGUGGGACAUGAGGGACAAGAGAGGCAUAGUGCAGAACAUCGAAUCUCCCAUCUUGGAAUGGACACAAGGCCAUCAGUUUUCUAGAGGAACAAAUUUCCAGUGCUUUGCAACUACUGGGGAUGGGUCAAUCGUUGUGGGAUCGCUUGAUGGAAAGAUAAGGCUGUACUCAAAGACCUCAAUGAGGAUGGCAAAAACGGCUUUUCCAGGACUUGGUUCACCAAUUACACAUGUUGACGUUUCUUAUGAUGGGAAAUGGAUACUGGGCACCACAGAUACAUACUUGGUUCUUAUAUGCACCCUUUUCACAGACAAAGAUGGUCGGACCAAAACAGGUUUCAGCGGAAGAAUGGGAAACAAAAUACCAGCGCCAAGGCUUCUGAAGCUAACACCAUUAGAUUCACACUUGGCAGGAAAAGAUAAUAAGUUUCACGGCGGUCACUUCUCAUGGGUAACGGAGAGCGGGAAGCAAGAGAGGCACAUAGUAGCAACGGUAGGGAAAUUCAGUGUGAUAUGGGACUUGGAGCGGGUGAAGAAUAGCGCACACGAGUGCUAUAGGAACCAACAAGGACUCAAGAGCUGUUACUGCUACAAGAUCUUGUUGAAGGAUGAGUCCAUUGUUGAGAGCCGAUUCAUGCACGAUAACUUCUCCUUCUCUGGUAACAAAUCGCCAGAAGCACCGCUUGUGGUUGCCACUCCUUUGAAAGUCAGCUCCAUCAGCCUUUCUGGAAAACGACUUUAAAAACAGUUUGUAUCUAAAAAGCAUUCCUUUAGUUUUGUAUUAAAAUUUGAAAUUUGAUUGUAGUGUUUGGCUUGCUGUUGUCGCGUGAAGGUUUGUAAUGAAUGACAAUUUGGCUUUUACUCAAAGAUGAAUGACAAUUUGGCUUUUAACUCAAA